This is a messenger RNA of Micromonas commoda, 913 nucleotides long. It is a transcript of the gene PSAF, whose product is annotated as photosystem I subunit III, chloroplast precursor. The transcript is spliced from 3 exons. The record is from RefSeq and is a predicted model, not a curated record. Gene Ontology annotation, biological process: photosynthesis. Gene Ontology annotation, cellular component: chloroplast thylakoid membrane; photosystem I; photosystem I reaction center. Lineage: Eukaryota; Viridiplantae; Chlorophyta; Mamiellophyceae; Mamiellales; Mamiellaceae. Bases 16 to 729 code for a protein of 237 amino acids.
CCCUACACCAGCAAGAUGGCCGCUAUCGCUUCCCUCAACGCCGUGGCUCCGGCCAAGCUCUCCUCCAAGAUGUCCACGGGCAUCAAGGCCCAGGCUAAGGUCGCCGCCAAGGCUCCCGUCGCCGUGGUGUCCUGCUCCGCGGAGAAGGCUGCGACCAAGGUUGCCGCCAUCGCCGCGGCUGCCGCCAUCGCCGUCGCCGCGCCCAUGGUUGCCCCCGAGGAGGCUUUCGCGCGCGACGUGCAGCCCUACGCCGGCCUCACCCCCUGCAAGAAGAACAAGGCGUUCGCCAAGCGCGAGAAGCAGGAGAUCAAGGCUCUCGAGAAGCGCCUCAAGAAGUACGACCCCGAGUCUGCCCCCGCGCUCGCUCUCAAGGCGACCAUGGACAAGACGUCCCAGCGCUUCAAGAACUACGGCGAGGCUGGCCUCCUCUGCGGCGCCGACGGCCUGCCCCACCUGAUCGUGGACGGUAACCUCGAGCACCUCGGCGAGUUCGCCAUCCCCGGCCUCGGCUUCCUCUACGUCGCCGGCUGGAUCGGCUACGCCGGCCGCUCUUACGUCAUGCUCAACAAGGAGAAGGCGAAGCCCACCGAGGGUGAGAUCAUCAUCGACGUGCCCACCGCGCUCGGCCUGAUGAUGGCGGCUGGUGCGUGGCCCGUGAAGGCGUUCUUCGAGCUUAAGAACGGCACCCUCACCGCCCCGGAGUCCGAGAUCACCGUCUCCCCCCGCUAAACCUAAACGGGCUCUCCGACGCACGACUCGAGAUCGAGUGCGAAUCAGAGUUCGGUUUUUCAAAAAAACGCGGCGGCGGCGGCCCGGCGAGGGCGCUUGGCUCGGGGUACACGCGCGUGGCGUGUGCCUCGAUGGGUUUCUCUAGUGAGUAUUAGUUCAAUGCAAAGGAAAAAAUUAAACGAAG